Molecule: messenger RNA, 448 nt
Organism: Rubroshorea leprosula
Lineage: Eukaryota; Viridiplantae; Streptophyta; Magnoliopsida; Malvales; Dipterocarpaceae
Source: the annotation of a GenBank genome assembly
AAAUGGCUAUCAGGAAUUCAAACUCAAUCCUAAUGCAAAGGGUUUCACCCCAUCACAAACAACCGUUAGGCCUCCAUCACCAGUAUCAGAUGGUUCCUUCUAUUAACCACCCAGCGUGUCUCCUGUAGCGCGUAUGCAUGGCAUGCCUGUUGAUUUUGGGAUUGGACCAUCAUUUGCUGCACACCAGCCUGUUAUAUUUAAUCUGACAGUGGCACCAAUACAGUCACCACACGCAAGGUUUCAUCCAAAUGGACCUCAGUGAUUCUUAUUGUUCAUCCAAAAAGAGAUCCAGGAAAUUGAAGGAAAUUUGAUAUAAACUCGAAGAAUCCACUCUAACAUCCACAGUACUUUUCUCCUGAGCUUCUCUGUAGCUUUCUUAUCAUUAAUCGGUAUGUCGCUUCCAGCUGUUAAAAAGUCAUCGAUGAUGUUAUAAAGUCAACAAUAACUC